Messenger RNA from Cyclospora cayetanensis, 12888 nucleotides. RefSeq lists its product as uncharacterized. The transcript is spliced from 28 exons. NCBI's taxonomy places the organism in Eukaryota, Apicomplexa, Conoidasida, Eucoccidiorida, Eimeriidae. Gene Ontology annotation, molecular function: serine-type endopeptidase activity. The record is from RefSeq and is a predicted model, not a curated record. Gene Ontology annotation, biological process: proteolysis. The coding region runs from base 1 to 12888 and encodes 4295 amino acids.
AUGGCAUUUUCAAUCACACAGAUACCACGGCAAAUACUUGCUUUGUCAUGGAAUUCACCGGAUUCCUUCCGUAUAUCCAUUGUUUCUCAUCGGUAUAUUCCCACCGCAUCCCUUCAUGAGGCUUUGCCUGACGCAGCUCCCUCCGAAGAUUAUUUAAAUAGACGCUAUACAACUCUUGUGACUUCACAAGUUUCUGGACUGUCCUCCUCUGAAUACGAUGUUUCAACAGAAGGGGACGAUACCCAUCUUCAGGAUGUAAAGGAAGGGCCUGGGCAUGAUGUAAGCAGCUUUGCCACUAUUCAGAACGAACAAGGACUCGAAGAGGCAUUAAAGAGUCAAGACACAACAGCUGAAUCCUUUGAAGGGCCACCAACAAAAAGAAAAAGCAACCUUCGACUGGGGGAUCUGUCAGAACUGCACCAAAAACCAAAACUAUCGCACACCGAAGAAAGCAAUGAAAACGGACCCAAGCCUUAUACAUCUUUGCCUAAACAUCUUAAUGAUUGGGAAGUCGAAAGCCAUAAUUCAUCGGAUUUUUCUUUAUCAGGGGCGGACACGAAAGAGUAUGAAAGGGCGGCUCCACGUGGCGGCUCCAUCCAGAGCCAGUUCCACAACCAAUCAGCAGCACCUGCUGGCGAAAAUGACAUGCAGUACGGCUCGCAAGUUGAUGAGAGCGCGGACAGGCGAAUGGCUAUCGAAACUGUUCUUAGUGUCGCUGAUACUGGCAGCAGCAUAUCCAUACCCUCUCCUCUGGCGUACAGCCUAUUAUAUCGGACAAGAGAUAUUACGAACCCACUGAACCUUGCCAACUUUCUGGCAGAGGGGCAAGAGUGGCUUAUUCCAGGUAAGGGCAGCCUCUGGGAAGGACUUGGUCGUCGCGUGGAUUCACUAUUUUCGGGCUUGUUUUUGAGGACAGCGAGCGUUCUACCAAACUACAAACGGAAUGUGAUUAUAUGCUACAAGGAAUACAAGCCAUCCAUGUGGAUAGAGAUGUUUGGUCACAGAAACCAGUUCCUUAGGCAGCUUGCUUCUCUCUUCCAAGGCACACACCGUAUGCAAUCCGUUUACCUUCGCAAUCUGGGAAUGGAGAUAUUUGAAGUACCUCCUCUGUGGCGCAUUGGAGAAUUUGUUGCCAAGGUGUUGAAGCUGAAGAAUUUCGUGAGCCACGUGUACACUGACCACAUGGUAAGUGAUUUUGAUACCGAAGUGCAACUGCCUUUGCUUGAUUCGGAUCAAUCUCAUGAAGAGGGACAGGUGCGCGUGAGCCAGGAGCGUGACAGCCCAACCGACUCGACGCAACAUGGCACCGAUAGCCAGAACCGCGCGCCUAACCGCCGGCUGGAGGUCAUGACAAAUGAUCCCUAUACGUGGCAACAGUGGGCCAUUGUGGAUAGUGGACCAACAAGGUGGGGGAUCGAAGCUCCUAAUGCCUGGGAUGUUUGGACAGGCCUGGGAGUCAAACCCCGAUUCACAGUGGCUGUCAUAGACAGCGGCGUAGACUACGAGCAUCCUGAUUUAAAGAACCAAAUAUGGCGAAAUCCUGAGGAGAUAUGUGGGAAUGGCCUAGAUGAUGAUUUUAAUGGCUUCGUGGAUGACUGUGUUGGAUGGGAUUUUGUAAACGGAACAAAUUUGCCGAUGGAUGAAAACGGUCAUGGUACAGCCUCUGCAGGCAUCAUUGCUUCCGAGCCGAAUAACGGCAUUGGGCUAACUGGCGUAUGCUGGGGGUGCGAUAUUCUGGUCCUUAAGGCUCUCAACGAGGAAAUAAAAGGAACCAUAAGCGCAUUUGCCAGGUCGCUCGACUACGCUAUUGGUAAAGGAAUUAAGCUUUCAAACAACAGUUACGGAGGGAGAGGUAGUGGCUUCAAGGGCCUACAAGAGGCAGUUCAGCGAGCCCGACAAGCAGGGAUGAUUGUGGUAGCGGCUGCAGGGAACUACAAUGGCAAUAAUGACAACGACAAGCAACCGGUUUUUCCAGCAUCCUACGACCUCGAUAACGUCGUAUCUGUUGCUGCCAUCAGUCGCAACGGGCAGCUAGCGCCUUUCAGUAGCUAUGGCAGGAAGCAGGUGGACGUAGCAGCGCCAGGAGCCAACAUCAUGGCAACGUCAGCUAGGAGAAGCUACCGGUCCGUGAGUGGUACCAGCUUCGCUGUUCCAAUGGUGACAGGCACCAUCGCCCUUCUUUGGACCCGUCGACCCCACCUAAAUUAUCGACAGGUCAUACAAAGACUGCUACGAAGCGUGAAGAAGAACCCUUACCUUGAAGGGCUGAUCGCUACUGGAGGCACUGUUGACGCAUGGAGUACACUUGCAAAGGAAGACACACUAGACCCGUAUGCAGCCCGCCCUGUUCUUCCCAUGACGUGUGCUACAGCUUCAUGCAGCCCGCACGCGACGUGUACAGAUGCUCAAGGAAGAGCAAAAUGUGUCGGAACUUUUGACUGCAUAUGCCCAAUUGGCACCGUGUGGAAUGGUGUAUCUGGACCUUCUGCGCAAUGCCUAAGAAUAAGCUCACCAAGCCGUGGUCCGUGUACAGGGAACGGGGGCUGUGGAGUCAACGCCCUGUGUCAAGCGCUCCUUACCCCGGAACCUCUGCGAACAUGUAGCUGUACAAGUGGAUUCAAGUCUUUGCGCUUAAAUAGCAAGGAGAUUGCCAUGGCCAUGGCAAAGUCCCACAUGAGUUCCUUCGACAACACAGUAUGCAUUCGUGAGGAUAUUCUGCCGGAGGAACAAGCAUAUUAUCUCGUAACUAUGCACCGAGAGCGCCUGCGGCACUUGCGAGAGCCGACUGCAAGCCGCACUGUCACGGGACGCAGUGUGCAAACUACACCCCAAUCUUUAGGAUUGCCUGGGUCUGGACUACUUAACGAGCAGAAUCUUACCCCGUCUUAUGGUACAUACAUCCCAACUCCCCUUACAUCCGGGUUGACUAACCGAUCAUGGUCUACGUCUACUCCUACCUCGUUACAGCCUGGGCCACAUGCCAGCAUGCCGUACCGUGGCUCUGCCCCGCAGUUCCCCGUUGUAGCACUUCCAACAACCGCAGGCACUAAAGCAAGUACUGCUCCAGAAAGACCGCGGAUGGCAUCCUUGGCAAGAGCUUCCUGCACACGUUACUCUCACUUUGCAGGCGCCAGAGGGGUGGCGCUCUUGGAACAGCAUGUCAAUGCCCUCAGCUUCAUAGAAAAGGCCCUUAUGAUUGCAAACGAAGAGCCAAAUUUAUUUCCAUCGCUUUUGUGCGGUGGAACCACUGAGAGGCGUUGCAGAGUUCAACAGAUAGCAGAGCCGAAAGUCUCAGAUAAGGUCCAGAAAGCGCCCAAAGCUGCGCCUGCGAAGCCUAUUCCAGUCCAAGGCUUAGGCACGUUUGAUCGACCCAGCGAUGCAAUGGAACUACAACUGCUCACUUCAUUCCUUCUUCAUGCAGCCUUUUGCUUUGAGGAUGGAGGCAAGCUCCAUAAAGCGCAAAAGGCAAUUGAAGAUGCAACUCAAGUGUAUACUGAUGCCAAAGCUUCUCACGGGCACGAGCCUCAGUGGUGGAAGUGCCUGAGGCCUUUGGAGCGCAAGCUGGCGGUAGUUCACGGAAAAAUUAGAGCACAGCACGACAUUGCCGACCCUGUUCCAACGAAAGUUGAAUCCCCUCCAUGGAUGUCUGCAGUAGAGACGGCAGUGUCACUUUGUUGCCGUGCUGAAAAGUUCUCCCUACCCUCGGCCUCAACGAGGUCGACAAAAGAAUAUUCAAGCCAAGCCAAGUCGGAUUGUGCAUUUAAUGAAUUAAUAGCUUCGUGGGAACUUCUCGAUUCUCAUCUGCCGCAAACUGUGCGUAAUGCAUCCAUCGGCAAGGGCUCACCAACACAGGUUGACACCGAGCUCGACCGUUUACAUAAUUCUAUUGGGGAUCUUCGGAAGUUUGAAGAAAACGAAGUUUAUGCAGCUUACUUGUUAGCUAAGGCAGCUUUGACGCAGCGACUCUGGCUUCUUGCUAGGGCAAUGUCAAAGUGCUUGGCUAGGUGGCACACUGCAAGUAGGACUGGCGCAGCCCUCCUUAAACAAAUCCUGGAUAUUGAGACAUCGCUGCACUUGCACGAAUUUCUCGAGGAACUCCAGCUCGAAAGCAAUACCGACUCCUGUUCUCCCAUGAAGCUACAGUUUUCUGGUGCUUCUUUGAAUGAGCCACGCCCAUUUUCAGAAGCCCGUUUGCAGGCUAUCGGCCGCCUUGGCGAGUGCCUCACUUCUAUGGAACACUCUGGCGAAAGCAGAGACCUUGUGGAAAUCUGUAUAGCUACGAUGUGGAAUGUCGCCAGGCCGUGUCUUGGCUCGGAAUUUCGACAUCUGAUUUACAGAAACAUCAAAAAGGCCAGUGACAUACUAGAAUGCUACCAGUCAAGCCAAAUAUCAGUCCGAGUGCAGCUUGCUCACCAGCUGGCUCAGUACGAGGUGGAGCAAGGGUUAGUAAAUGCGGCGCGAGCAUCCCUUGAUAAGGCGUUGGUAGCUGAAUGCAGGAACGCUUCCUGCAACGCCCCCAAACGUGAGCGUGCCGUUACUGGAAAACAGGCUAAUGUUUCUACAAUGGCCACAGUCGUUGCCUCCGCGAGCUCUAUGGGCCCUGAUUCAAGCAUGAUAGAGACAGCGGAGCUGCAUUCACUCACUGUGUGCUUAGAACGAAUGCACGAAACUGUAAGCAUACUGGCGGGUGCCCCCGAAAGUUGCAUUCCGACACUGCAGCUCCAACAUCUGGUCUUCAAUGCCAGAGGCGAGCGGUCACUUGAGAAGGUGAUAAAUAAUGCAGACGAUCUUCGUAGAAAAGCGCUGGAGCAGUUGGCAGACGAAGCAAGCAAAUCCGACAGUUGUGUGGCAAGUGAUGAUUGUCAAGGCUCAGCCAAAAGGGCGCUUGGAUCUUCAGAGCAAACGCAUGCAUCUGUCGUGCAAAAGCAGCCGAUUUCUUGCAAGGGCGAAAGUACAGUGAAAAAACUAAUACUGGCGUUUGGUCACUUGGUCAGCCGUGCUGUACAGAUGGGCGACAACAAUGCAACAGAGAGAGCUGCAAGCGCGCUCCUGUCCAUGGUUCAUGGAACUGAAGAAUACUUGGAUCUUUCACCCGAGGACGCUCAGUUUUGUGGGGAUACUUCAAAAGCGGAUCUGCGCAUACGAUUAGAUCCACCGUUUGAAACGGAGGUAGCCGUGAGCGCCGUAGAAGCUGCAUACGCACUGGCUAUUGGUGACUUCGCCCUAGUUCAAGAAUUUUGUGGCCGAGCCAUUCCGCUCUGCCACGCCUCAAGUAGGAGAGCCAUAUUAGGUGCGUUGCUCCAGGAUGUCAUGCAACAAGGGCGAGUUGCGCAGCCUGUUCUGUUGCGUUUGUUUAAGUCCACGUCCUCUGCGGCUGCGGAUCAUGGAGGCGCGUCUGAAAGGGUUGGAAAGGCAAAGCAAGUGCGAGGACAGGUAGCUGCAACGACCGAAGGGCCAGCACAGGCGGCGAUAACUCCGGACGUUAUGGUGCUCCUUCAGAUUGAGAAGGCGAUGCUGGAACAGGACCCUGCUACACAAGAGCAGGUGCUACUCCAGUGCGGAGACGCGCUCGCUGUGGCGACUGGCGCUGUGACGUCGGCUGCUGCUGAGUCAACGGAGAGCGCUGCUGCAGUGAACUGCGAGUUGUGGACGCGUCUCGCGGGGGCGUCGCUUUCCACCAGCUCCGGCACCUUGAAGUGGCUGGCUGUAGGGUAUGCCUACCAAGCGCUUGGACAAAAUCAUUGGGAAGUCCCCUAUAAAAUCAUUUCGACGCCAAACCACCGGCUGCAGCAAUGGAGAGGCAUGGCGCACGCUUUCGCAGGGCUGGGCCUUCUUGCCGCGGAUCUCACGUCGCCGGGACGAGUAUUGGCUAUGCGCCACCUCCACCAGGCCUGCAGAUACGGGAAAGAGACACAGUGCACGCAGCUCCUUCUUUUUUCAGCGAAAGGAUUAUGUAACGUAGCCCUUUCAGGGGUACACGGUGAAAUCGACAGGGAGGAGACAUGCUCGGCUCUAAAAGACGUCCUCGACAUGAUUCCUGCCAGCUGCCGACCAGCCUCGAUGCCUUUGCUGAGUCGCAUGUACAUGGGGCUGCUUUGGAUCCUUUGUGCGAGCAAACGAUGGGACGAGCUACUGCGCACAGCAAAGGCGGCAAUGCUGCUGCUUCCCAAGGCUCUGCAUGAGGCAAUAGUGAAGCUGCAGAUUUUCUCGCUUACCCGUACAGAACCACCCCAUCUGCUUUCCGCGGUACGCGCCCUUAUCAAGGGCGAAGCUUCCAGAGAAGCCGACUUGCUUCUUUGGUUUGCUCGGCUUGCACGCAAAAAAUGCACCAUGCAAUCCAUUGCACUGGAGGCGUACGACGGUGCCCUGAAGCUGCUCCAAGCAAACAAGGACCCCCAGGCGGUUUUAGUUCACCUAGAACUUGCAAAAUGGUUCUUCAGCAUGCGGCCCCCUCAAUACCUAGCGAGCUCACACGUUUCGGCUGCAGCAAAACUAAUAGAACUCUGUGCUAACAGCAGACACAGCUUGCUUCUAUCACCCAGCCGGGAUGCAGAUAGUGAAGUUCAAAAGGCGUGGGAAGAGUCCGCAGCCGGCGUAUUACGUCUUGAAGGGGUGUCGAUACGGCUGGAUCACUUGUUGCUCUUGCAUACACAAACUGUUAGACUCCUUUCUUGUUCUGAUGCCCCAACUACAGCAGAGGCACUGCGCCAAAUCUUGGACGUAUCCUCCCAAAUGCUGACGCAAUUUUCGCAGCAGACGCGAAACGCGGAUAGCCAGUCCGAAGACCUCGUACAACAAGAAGGAGAUGGCGGUGCUGAACGUGGUACUAUGCUCAAAGAGGCAAGUGCCAGCCUGCAAGACUCCCAAAACAUGAAUGCCGGAGUGGCUGCUGCCAGCCUAUGCAACCCAAUUUGCCUUAAGCGAGUUGAUUCCACAGCUAAGUCAGUGACUCCUGCAGAAUGUAGUACGCCAAACCAGCUACCCACUGCGCCUCCUGGUGAGGCAUGUAUGAGCAAUCUCUUGGCAUCCUGCAUGCACUCUGACAGUGGAGAAACUCGAAAAGUGUCUCUCUGUUCCAAUAUCCUCGUCCUAGCCUUCCGCUCAUUAGCAGAGCUGGAGGCCUUGCUUUUUGAGCUCGGGAUGGAGGGCUGUGCUCUGCGGCUCACGCAAUUACGCGCUCGAGUCACUGAAGCAUUCUUAAAACUGUCCUUAGGAUCGGCUGGUGGCAGUAGUGCAGCCAAUGAUAUUGAAACCGUGCAUCCAGCAUUGUGCCUCCUCGAGGCGUCACUGAAUAUACAGCUCUUCAGAGCUGCUGUCGCUUGUGGGUGCCUGAGUGAGGCCCGAACAUUGCGGUCGUACUUUUCGCCGCUGGCCAUCCGCACAUGGAUAGCAAAGCUCGCUUCAGCAAGAGAAGGCAAUAUGGGGAUAUCAAGCAUGCAUGAACGGCAGGAACGCUGCUUCUCUGUGGUUACUGUAGACUGCACGUGCAGUCUUAUUUCCCUUGGUGAGCUUCUGGUCACCCUUGGGGAACAAUGUCUGCUCAUUGGGGAGGUAGGCCUGAGUUCCUUAUUGGGCCGCACUGCCUCUCUGUACAUACCAAGGUCUGCCCGAGUCUUGAGACAGAGCAGCGAUAGCCUCUUCGCUCGCAACGUUUCGCUACUGGCGCGAUCACGGCUUCGCCAGGGGGACGUGAACGGCCCGCUGCCGUUGUUAGACACGAUUGUUAGUGACGCGAACGAGUCCGAGCUUGAAGUGCCGCUAGCGCUCAAUAUUGCCGAAACACUUUGGAUGUUCCAUGUUGCCAAAGGCAGCUUGUCAAAAGCUCUGUUUAUAGUCCGGCAGAUCGAAACAGCCCUUCGCGAGCUGGCAACUGCCUCCUCCACAAGCACUGGUUUGGACACGAAAAAUCUAUGCCUAGACCUCGAAGCCGGCUCACAACCAGAAUCGCCGCAUUCCUCCCAGCCUGAUACUACCAAAGCUAAAUGUGCCAGCAGUGCUACGCCGCCAGUUAUUCGGUCUCACGAGUUACCCUGUGGGAGACGCAGCUCACCUAAGGGGGCCCCUCAGUAUCUUUUGCCUAUACGAGUCUGCAAGCACCGUCUUACGGAGCUACAAGUAGAGCAUAUAUUUUCACUGCAUUGUCUUGGUUGGACUACUGAAGGAGGCGCCUUGCCGUUUAACUGGUUACCCGUGUUUCUGGAGGCUGUGGAUCUAUUAAAUAGAGUAUUAGAUCCAACCGAAGACCCCGCAUUGCCCUUGAAGCCAUUACGGGCUUGUGCAGCGGGCUGCCUGCGAGGUACUCGGUUUCUAGGAGCUGCGAUGCGAUUUAUGUGGUCAUAUAGAGAAAACUUUCAUGCGAAGAGCUGGAAACGACGCAACAUUGCCCUUGCACCAGCUCCAAUGCCCCAGAUUCCUCCACUUGUAACGCCGACGGACUUACAGAAGUGCAUCGAAGCACUCCAUCAACUUCUUGUAAUUGCUCUACAAUUUAUCGCUGCCCACAGCGACUUCAGUGGCGUUCAGCAGUCUGCCUUAGUAUGGGCUGAUAUGAUUGCUGUGGCACGUGCCCACUUGGUGUGCCUACGCCACCAACUUCAGCUGGCGACGCUGGAGUUGUCGCGAGCAGACCUGCAUGAAGCACUUGAAUGCUCAAGUCUCCAAACUCCAAUUCCAAAUGAGGCAGAACCAAUCGCCGAUAGUGGUGUGCUCAUACUUGCAAGCACUUCAGCAGGGGGCAGGCCGCGCGAAUUGCAGCAGUGGCUUUACGACAGCCAGUGCGAAGAAACUUUCUCGCCAGCCUACUGGAAGUCUGAGGAAGGGCGACUUACUGAUGUGAUCCAGGAACUGGAAGCUCUCGGCACGGUAGGCUUGAGUCGUUGCCUGCUUGACAAGCCGAGCAGAUUCGGCGAUGUGUGCAGCAUGCCCUUACUCGACCUGCAGUGGCUAUGCCAAUAUGCAAUGGCAAAGCACAACCACCUCUCCCUACAAGGACGCAAAAGAAUGCUUGACCAAGGGAAGAACUUGAAUGAGCUAUGCCCGUGGAAACCAGACGGAACCGAGCAAGGGGAACAUCGCGAAAUGCAGGUUGAAGACAUACGAAGUGCUGUGGCUUUCGUAGAAAAAAAUGCAAAGGGACAAUCAAGGGCUUCAAAUUAUCUAGCCUCCGUAACAGCACUAGAUUCGCGACAAGGCAUCCGCCACUCACUUUGUUCCCCCGAGCUAGAAGAAGCAUUUGCAGCUUCUGUUGCUGGUGGGCAUCUCACUGAAGCAACACUUCUUGGCGAAGAGCUUAUUCUUCACGUUUCGGGCAACAGGAAUGGCGAGCAGCUGGAUCGAACUUUUGCUACCAUCGCUACUCUGCAGGCAGCGCGAGUUGCGCAGAUCGGAAAGCUCUUGCAUCUUCAACACAUGAAUCCACAGCUGACUGAAAGUGUUGCGGCACAAGAGCUUCGGAUCCUUGCUGAUUCUUACAAACAUGCAAAUGCCUUACCCCAAUUUCAACCGAUGAAAGCGCUGCUUGAAUCCCAAAGUUCCUUCGGGCGAAUGACCAACAUUGCUGCCCCGUCUCCUUUGGCGAUCCUUAAUACGUGGUUACCCACCAAUUGCUGCGUUGUGGCUCUCUAUUGUGCCCGUGGAUUUAUUUUCCUAGCUGCAGCCAACCCACCUGUCCAUGCAGACGGCUCUGCGUCUGCAUGGAGGUUCUUCGUGGAACGGCGUGCCCUUCCAGAAUGCAUCUUGCUCGAUGCCGGCGAAGCGGGGCAGUGCCUUUCCCCUCUUUGCAGAGAGAGCAAGUCAACACAAGCAGUGGGAGCUCCAUAUUCGCACAACGCCCGAGUUCAUGCGCUGCUCAACGAAUUGUUUGAAGCAAUGGAAACGCAGCUGUUGCAGUGGUCCCUUGAGGACAUGCUUGCUCAAGGGCAAUCAGGGCCAUGUAGCGAGUUACGAAGCCACCUGUUGCUGCUCCCCGAUAUGCAUCUGUCACAUUUCGCCUUUGAAUGCUUGCCUGCACUCAAGAGGGUUUUCGGCUGUCGUAUAUUCAGAGAUUUCAGCUUGCACAUGUUUGCGCUCCGCAUGAAAACUCAUGACUCGUCUUCUUCUGUAGCUGCCCAGCUGAAAAGGACGGUUGUCAAGAUGCACACUGGUUUUGCCAGAGACAAGCUAGUCCUGCUGCCAGAAGCUGUCCAUUAUUCACCCCUGCACAGUGUGGUUACUGGUGGAUAUCACACUCAAGAAGGAAAAGUUCAGCAGCCCCCACUGGCUGCUGAGGCUGGCUGCGGGGCAGCUACAGGCCUUGAGGCCUCAAAAUCAUGUACACGAAAGAAAACAGUAUCGCCUCAAGCAACGCAACAAGACCGAUACAUGCAUGACUGGCGUUCUACCGUUGCUGCGGAGCUUGCGGGUUUCCCGAAGUCUGGUUCCACGGAUGGGAGCCCUGAAACGCCGCCUCGCAGUAACAUCAUUCCAGAAUUGCUGUGUUCGAAGAACCCGCAAGCUGCGUGGGCAUUAUCUUUGGACAAGUUGGUUCUAAGGUACGAAGACCUUAAUAGGGCUCUUGCCGGAAUGGACCUGACACACCUGUCUCUUCUUGGUUUGCUUUCCUUGAGAGGAGUAGAGUCUGCUGGCAGCUCUGUUUCAGCCUCUCCACAUGGUGUCUAUCAUAAGCAAAAAGCAGCGCCUAUCUCCAAAGAAGUCGAAACGUUACUUCUGCUAAGUUUUAGGGGGGUGGGAACGAUUGUGGUCGCUGACGAGGCCCUCAGCGACCAGCAAAAGGCGGAUCUGGCCAAACGUUUUUUGACUGAGGUGGCGGGUAGUCAGACAACAGUGUGUGCUGCUCUGCGUCUUCAACAACCGUGCCCUGCGAAAAAUGAAAAUAACCUCGACCCCGUAUCAAAAUCCUGCUCUACAGUAGGUGAAUGUUCUCAACCAACAAAGGGAUCCGUCGUCAUCGUUGAACAAGCACCAAAGGCAUCAACUGCGUAUUCUCCUGUGAGAGGCUCAGGAUCUGAUAGUUGGACUCCGCGUGAAUCAGCAGAGGAUGCUGUGUUUGGUAGGAGGAAGCUAACCCCUGAAGAGCACGUGCCAGGGAACACUUCUGCUUCAAGGAGCAGCAACGUACUGCAGCCUGGAGAUUUUGAAUCCCCCGCAGGCAAUAUAGAAAACGCACUGAGUCCAAGCUUUCUGCCGAGAGGGAACUUGGUGGUGUCCAUUAGCAGAGACUUGCAGAAAGGUUCCCCUUCCUGCAGUGCACUCGGCCUUGUUGAUCCGAUCACGACUUGUACUUCCACGGCAUUAGGAGGCGUUACAGAUAUUGAACCUGGAGAAUCUAGUUUUGAUUGUCUGAGCGACGACUUUUCUCCAGCCACGCCGAGUAUUCCUGCACGGCUGGGAGACGACAAUCGGAAUCCACAAAGACACAGCGCUCAGUAUGUCAUGGACGAUGAACCGUCGUCUGUAAGCGGGGGAGUGCACCGACAAUUUUCGCGCUUCUGUGCUGCAGUUUCCUGGGGUUUUGAACGGGCAAGAACGCAUGCAUUCCCAGCUUUGGAAUGCUUGUGGCACGCUGAAGAGCAAGAUCGCCAGAGGGAUACAAGCGAGCUAUUUGGCGGAUUCAAAAAAGGCCUAUUGGCUUGGGACCCCAAAGCAUCUCUAGAUUCCUUGUGUUCGUCUAAAUGGCGAAUUGGAAAAACAGGCAGCCAAAGCAUGGCUCCACCUGCUUUCGAGGAACAACAGCCUACGCAGGAACUGCAUCAACACAAUGCCAGCAGCAGCAGAGUGAACACGAUUAACGCGCGCACAGCGAUUGUGGCAAAAGGUUCCAACGCAACUUCACGGGCACUUCGGGUGGUCUCUCCCCACGAAGUCGACGACCAUGCGUCUUUGCGCUCCGCUAAUUCAUCAGACACAGGCCUCAAUCCUGCGUCAGGAGGAACGUUCAAGUCUUUUUGCGUCUUGGGAGCAACAGGAGGCUGCGAAGGGAGCCCUAGUUUCAGACGCAGGCCUAUGAUUUCACGACCGUCCAGCAUGUGUGUAAACAACAUGAAGCGUUUGCUUGGCACUGCUUCGCUUACGGGUGACUCGUUAGGUCGAAAAUCUCACUGGUGCUCAGUUCUUAGGUCGGCGGGCAUUGGCUUUGAAGCCCCAGCGGCAGCAAACUUUGUAGCAGGAGAAUUACUGAAGCUACAGCAAGCCCAUGUCGGAGCCAACGAUGGCAGUCCUUUGAUCCGAUUCGAACCACAGCAGGAGAAUUACGAAGCGCGUGAAUUACUUGAGAGUGCUCUUGAAGCCCGCACUGAUCUGCAAACGCAGAAGUGGCUCAUGAGACAAAAACAUCUCAACCUGUCGAAGCGAGGAGGCAAGAAGGCCAUGAGGGAUGCUGGCCACAAAUUCCAGGCACGAGGCAGAUCAUGCGGAUUUGAUAGCACGAGGAGCGGCGCUGUGGCAUGUCAGUUUCUGUGGGACGCUGAACAACAGUUGUUGCUCGUUUGUCAUACAGGAGAUGUUAAAGCAAUUUUAGCACACCCUGUUCAGGAGCGGCUGACUGCAGAGCGAAUGGUGUCAGAGCAUGCGGGCAAGCACGAUUUUACCCACUUCACUGCACCUGCAGUGGCUGCAAGUAGGCCGUUUUUCAAACACCAACAGCCCUCACCGAAUUUUCGAGGGCCAAAUUCCAGCAGCGGUAUUCUCAGUCACUCCUAUGACUGCAUCGUGCUCACCCGCGAGCACUCAAUCCUGGAUCGCGAUGAGUGCAGGCGCCUUCAAGGAGCAGGUCAGUCUAUUCAGUGUGCCUUUUUAAAUAGUCGGUGGUCAGAAACGUACAACGCGUGCUUGGGGGCUGAAAAGAAUGCGCUGUAUCGCCAACAUUUCCCUGCCUUCUGCUCCCGGCCAUGA